AUGCCCCUGGCGCAGUCCAUGUCGCGGGGGUGUAUGCCUCCUUGCUAUUCCUUGGGCAUUACUGCUCUCGGGCCAUUGGGUGAAAGUCCUUAUAUCAGUCCCUAUCUGGACCCUGUGCGAUCGACGAUCGACCGCUUCUGGAAUAUAAGUGUGACCUCGUCGGGCUCCGAACAUGCAGCGCCACAGAUAUUUCUCGCAGCAAGCCUCCUUGAUGCGCUUUUUCAGCUUUCCAUGCCAGCUUAUAGUUCACGCCAUGAAUCCAUAAAUGAGGCAUACAAAUGGGUUGCAAUAGCAGCAGCGUCACAAUUCACAGUUCAGCAGGAUACCCUUCCCGGAACAGGCGGGUCACAUGGACGAGCAAGGGACAUUGCGUUGGCGACCUGGCAAAAGGCGAAACAGAUGGUGUUCGAAAAUAUUGCGGCCACCAGAUCUUUCCGCUUGGCACUCUGUUUGCUGCUGUUUGGCACUUUGUUCCCACCAACGACGCCCGAAGAGAGCAGCGUGCUUGAAGAUGCAGCUUACGCUACACAAGAAGGUCUCCAGCGCCUUCAGAUGCUCUGUGCUGAAGCUCGUGCGCAUUGCGUGCAUGAUCCUGACAUGUCACUCGAUCCUCCCUACCGGACAAGCCGAGUCGAAGCUGCGAGCAAGCCUCACCCCGUUCAAACGUUGCCAACUAGCGUGCGAAAGUACAUCUUGGAACUUAUUGCUGCUGUUGAGUGGCUUGCGUCCAUGUCUUACUCAGCAGCAGUAGUCUACUCGCGAAGAGACACCUGUACCGCUCCUCGCUUUGCCUACUGCAACCGCAGCUCGCUCUGGACAAGAGAUAUAAUGCCAGAGCACGGCGCUAUGAGGCAGCAUAAGCAAGAGUUUGAAGACUCCAUUAUCGCGCGAGCUCAAGCCGAUACGCACAGAGUAACCGCGUUAUGGAGUCGCCCGAUCUCGGACGACAUUGUCGCUCGAGCCGUGAGUCAGGCAAGCUCCAUUGCCAUACUCCUAUGGCAAACAUUAGCCAUUCUCACCCUGGCAUUCGAACAACUCCGGACAGAUAAAGCGCAAUAUGAAGAACUUCAUGGAUGCUAUUCCGCAAUGACUAAUUUGAUCGAUGUUUGGAGGUCGGCAUGGGGCCAAAUUGAUCGCUCGGCUGCCGUCAGUCUGCACCAGUCACGCCCCAAUGUGCUACGCAGCGUUCAUUUCUGUUCUACGGAUGUCGACCUCGCUAUACUUCUUUUCUGCGAGCUUAUCUGCCAACUUGAGUCUCAUCUUGCGGAACAGAUAUCAUUAUCGUCGUCGUCAUCACCAGUAAGGGAGCGGCUAUGGAACACUCUCAAGGAAAAAAGUGCCUGUCACAGGGACCAACGGCGUACGAGCGCAAUGCAAAUAUCUCAUCUGGCCAUGGCAAGUCAAGGCGUGUUGAGUCCAGGCUUCCAAGGCAAGAGUGGCCUAAAGGCGAACGUUGAUGACAUUAGUGCGCACCCGUAUCCUACUCUGGUGGUGCUUGCACAUAAACUUGCGGCCAAGGCGCUCGCAGAUGAGAUCCAAUGCUCGAUCUCCCAAAUGGACGCCGAACGCAUCCCAGAGCUAACGGCUGGCCUUGAGAGCUGCAUGCAGGGGUUGCAGCGGCUUCAGGGAGCUCUCGUGAUGUUUCCGGAAAUGAACAGUGACAUAGACCAGUUGUUCCAGUAG
This is a messenger RNA of Aspergillus pseudoviridinutans, 1683 nucleotides long. RefSeq lists its product as uncharacterized. The record is from RefSeq and is a predicted model, not a curated record. The coding region runs from base 1 to 1683 and encodes 560 amino acids. The transcript is spliced from 2 exons. Lineage: Eukaryota; Fungi; Ascomycota; Eurotiomycetes; Eurotiales; Aspergillaceae.